Molecule: messenger RNA, 7870 nt
Organism: Carassius gibelio (silver crucian carp)
Lineage: Eukaryota; Metazoa; Chordata; Actinopteri; Cypriniformes; Cyprinidae
Product: sickle tail protein homolog
Exons: 20
Coding region: 307-5484 (1725 amino acids)
Cellular component (GO): cytoplasm
Source: RefSeq, a predicted model, not a curated record
CAGCUCAGUAGUGCAGAGAGUAGAGCCGUGGUUUGAGCAGUGGGCGAGACACUCAUAUAUUUAAUAGAGGGAGAGGCAGUGUGAGCCUCACACCGAACAGGAUACACAUGCAAACUGACUCGGAGGACAUUUAGAGCUGAGCAAGCGAGAAGCAACCAGAGGCUGUGCUCCCAUGAGGAUGUGGACAGAAACAGCAGAAAACAAAGCAGUGCAGAUGAGAGUGAGCAGUCUGACCCCUGGUCCCCUCGCACCGUGCCAAGACGACACACAGUAGGAGGGCCUCGCACCGCUGGGGACGUGAUCAUCAUGCAGUCCUACAACAUGGAGCAGAAGAAAGAGGCCUUUCUUGAGCAUUUGAAACAAAAGUACCCCCAUCAUGCUUCUGUCAUUAUGGGGCACCAGGAAAGACUCCAAGACAAGAUCAGGAGUUCUGGGCACAGUGUAACCCCUCAGUCUGCUGUAGGGGAGCCGAGGGAGCAUCUCUCUUUGGCCUCCCUUGAGUCUUUGGAGGCCAUGUCGGAGGGAGAAGCCCCCUCCGCCUUCACCCGAGGCAGCCGCUCUCGAGCGAGCCUCCCCGUGGUCAAGUCAAAUAACCAGACCAAGGACAGGUCAUUAGGUGUCCUCUACCUGCAGUAUGGAGAAGAGACCAAACAGAUCCGAAUGCCCAAUGAGGUGACGGGUGCAGACACCAUCAAGGCUCUGUUUGUCAGUGCCUUCCCUCAGCACCUCACUAUGAAGACCCUGGAGUCCCCCAGCGUGGCUAUAUACAUCAAAGAUGACAUGAGGAAUAUGUACUAUGAGCUGACUGAUGUCAGGAACAUCACAUCACACUCUUGUCUGAAAGUGUAUCACAAAGACCCAGCCCAGGCCUUCAAUCACAACACAAGACCAAAUAAUGGAGAAAUUAGGAUCACAAGAGAGAGGCUCUACAGUGGCAGACAGCAGCCGGGAGGCCAAAGCCCAGUGCACACUCUGCCUCACAGUCCCAUACAUUCAGUCCAGGGCUCUCUGUCUCCUCCUACACCUCGUUCCAUGCCCUCAUCUCCUUCUAGGAUCCCUUUCGGCCACUCUGUUGCCAUGCCUGGUGGUGCCACCUUACCCAGGUCCAACGCACCCUCAAAUCGCUCUAUCACACCCUGCUCCAGUGCCAUCCUGGAGCGACGGGACGUAAAACCGGAUGAGGAUCUGAGCAGCAAGAGCGUUCCUUUGUAUUCAGAAGCAUAUGCUUCACCUGAAGCCAGGCUCAGUGUCUCCUCAUCACAAGGCAGCCAUUCUGGAGACGUCCCGGAUGGGGCGGCGUACAUCCAGCACCGCUCCUCCAUCAAGUCUGUCGGUGCGUACACAGAUGGCCAGGAUCUGCAGCACUCCCUCUACAGACAGAAAUCUCGAAAGUACAGUGAGAGUCAGCUCGCCUCCAUGGGCUCCAAAACACCGCCUGCUUCUCCUCACAGGGUCAAUGAGGUCAGAAUGAUUGACAUGCUCCCAGGCCAGAACUCCCACAUGCCCUCACAAGGUGUGGCAGCGGAAAGAGCAUCACCUGUGCGUAGAUCUUUCCGCAAGGACAGUAAUGUGGCCAUGGAGGUGGCCACCAGGGUGAGAGGCAAUGUGGCCUCCCCUGUUUUUGCCGACCUUCAGCCCAGUCACGGAGAGAAGCCAUUUCAAGGACACGUGGCAGCUGGAGAUCCUCAGAGUGAAAAAAUAAAGGCAAUGGAGCAGCAGAUCGCCAGCCUUACUGGACUCGUUCAACACGCUCUUAUGAAAGGGCCAAAUACAAGUGCCAAAGAGACUUCCAGUGAGAAACCAGUAAAGAUUGAGUCUUCGGCACAGAAUGGUGGUGUCUGUACUGUAUCAUCAACUAAAGAGCCAGACAGUAUUUCUCCUGUCAGAGACCCUGCUAUGAGCUCAAUCCUCUCCACCUUCAGGAGAAACGUCUCUGACCUCAGACUGCAGCUCCAUCAACUCAAACAGAUGCAGCUGCAAAACCAGGAUGCCAUGAGGCAGAUGCUGCGACAGGCAGAGCUGGAGAUCUCCGAGAGGUUUUCAGACAUUGUGCUGCACCUUAAGGACCCCGUUCAUAGACAGCGAGUCCAGGUGGAAGAGGAAAGACACAGAUAUCUAGGCAUGGAGGAGAUGGUUCUCGUACAGCUCGGAGAGCUGGAAAACUAUGUGGAGAUGCUCAAGAAAGAAUCCAGCUGUGCCAUGAGCAAUCGCCCAGUCACUCUGAAGGAUGUGGAGGAAGGGGCGGUCAACUUACGCAAAGUAGGAGAAGCUUUGGCCACACUCAAAGGAGAGUUCCCAGCCCUGCAGAUGAAAAUGCGUGGCGUGUUGAGGGUGGAGGUGGAGGCGGUGCGCUUCCUUAAAGAGGAGCCUCACAAAAUGGACAGCAUGCUGAAGAGAGUCAAAGCUCUGACUGACACUCUCAGUGGACUGAGAAGAUACACCACUGAAAGCCACAACCAUACUUCUGACCCAGUCCAAGGGAAGGCGUUACCAGCUGAUUCAGUUUCCUUUGCGGAAGAGUACAGAUCUCCAAAACCUGUUUGUGAGUCCCCGACCCCACAGCCAAGAUCACCUGCCAAAAUCAUCUGCUCGGAGCCCGUACCCACUUCUCCAGUCACGGUGCACCACAUUCAGGGGACUCCCAUCAGCAUGCACCACCCCAGUCCCCCGCUCACACCCACCCAUAGCAGGGACUCCCCCACUGUGGCGAAGGUCAGUCCCAGGAGCAGAGAAAACAGUCCUGCCCUGCUAAAGAGAGCAGCACCACGGGGCCAGGAAGCUGUGCCAGCAACCGCUGUCAUCAACACGACUGGAUCCUCCUCACCAGAGGAGAUCUCUGUCAACACAAGCAGGCCCAUGCCUGACGAGGUUUCUAAACAGGCAGCAGAGGAGGACAAGGUUGAAAUGGAGAGGAUCCUUCAGCAGACUCAGGCCAGCCUUAUGAAGGCCAUACCUGACCUGGAAGUGAGCAAACAGGUGGACAGCGCCUCCUCCCAUCCACCCAGCAUCUUGCCAGAUGAGGUGGACUUUCCACUUCCUGUAUCUUCACUCCCUGAAGCCGCACCGCAGGAUGGACCCAAAGCAGAUAAACCAGCCCAGACCAGUUUGGAGAGGCCACAGAAGCCCCACAGGGCCAGUGUUGACAGAGUACAGCCCAACCCUGAAACGGCCAGCAAAUCGCCUCCCCCUCCCCCUCCACGCAGAUUCUACCCCUCUGGAUCUGGACUCACCACAGGACGUUCGGGAGAGGUGAUCUACACCACCCGGAAAGAGUCCACUAGCUCACAGGAGGGUGAAGAGGAGGCCCCGAAGCCCAAACCCUUGCGUGUGCCCCCAGAGGUCAAGCCCAAGCCCCGCACUCCUCCUCCUGUCAACACCUCCACCUUACAAGAUGAAGAGGAUGAAGGAGAUAAGAUCAUGGCUGAGCUACAGGUGUUUCAGAAGUGCACAAAAAAAGAUUUACAGCCCAGAUAUAUUGUUGAUCUCACAUCCCGUGAGCUCUCAGACAGUGAGAUGGAGCCAGGGCUUUCCCUGUCUUACCACACAAAGACCCCUUCUCACCUAUCUGAAGAAGGAGCACUGUCUGAACGUAGGGAAGCUAGUGCAACACAUGCUUCACCUGGGGUCAUGUAUUAUAUCACUGGAACAUCAAAAACAUCAAGGCAGAGCACCUCUAGGCCAGAUGACCUAAAGGAACCCAAGGAAGCAACUUUUUCUCCUUCGAAGGUUGCAACUGAGAAUGCUUCUGACAUUUCCCAACAACAAAAACUGUUCAAAUCAAAUGACUUAUCUGUAAUUUCACUUCAGCCAAGCCAAUCAGUCAAGGAGGUCCAAACCAAGCCAAAUAAUAUUCAUGAGGUGCCAUAUAGCCCCUUUAACUCUUUAAGGAACAGCACGGAAGCUGAAAAAGGGGCAUCGCUCAUUAAUCCCAAAGAGCUCAAGGCUGAAUCAGUGCUGAAGUCUCUAAAGCAGGUGGUUCCUACACCUUCUGAGAAAGUUUCACCCGUUGAGGAGAGGUUUGAGGAGCAGAUACUGCGUACAUCCUCCGUUGCACCUGUUAUGGACAAGUCAAUAAAGCAUGGACAUCGCACGACCACUGUUAAAGUUACACUUGUUAGCAAGUGUCCACAAAGUGCUGAACCAGUCCAUCAGCCCAACACUGAUGCCUCAUUUUCAACACAACCGAAUAACCAUGACAUUGAGCAGGAUGUACCAAAGAGAUCAUCUGAAGAUCAUGCCAGAUACACUGAGGAGGCCAGUCUAAGUCCAGACCUCCCAGGAGAUGAAGGUCCUCCUCCACCAAAUAACAUUGCCUUCAGGAUCACUAAGACCAAGGUGCAGGCUCUAUCGACUGGAGAGUACCAACAGCUGGUAAACAGUAAAGGCACAGAUGUCCAAACUGUUAAAGUGGGCUCAGAACCAACCCUAUCUGCCCCCGAGGACUCUAGGUUUGACAAGAAGCCGGUUAUCAUCAUUUUUGACGAGCCUAUGGACAUCUGUCAGGCCUACAAGCGACUGUCCACCGUCUUUGAAUGUGAAGAAGAGCUUGAGAGGGUGCUAUCGGAAGAGAGGAUAGAUGAAGAGAACGAGGAGGAAGAGGAAGCCAACUCAAAGAGUCAGGUCGGUCAGAUAACACCUGCAGAUAAUCUAGAUCAGUUCAGAACUGAGAAUAGGGCAAGCAAUCGGAGUAGUAGUAGCGUUCCAGUGCCUCUACAACAGCAGAGUUCCUUUGAGGGUCCUGCUCUUUCUGUUGAGGAAGGAGACAAGACAGAAUCUGCUAAAGAUGCCAAAAAGAAAUUCAAGUUUAAGUUCCCCAAGAAGCAGCUUGUAGCUAUUGGCCAAGCUCUUCGUACGGGGACAAAAACUGGCAAAAAGACACUGCAGGUAGUUGUCUACGAGGAUGAAGAGGAACCAGAUGGAACCGUGAAGGAGUUUAAAGAAGCUAAAAGGUUUGAGAUCAAGUCCCACGCAGACGAUGAUUCUACCACCCCUAGGUCAUUAUGGCAAAACCAGACCACCACAUCACAGAGCACCAAAGACAGAACUGAGGAACUCCGUAAGACUACUUAUCAAACAUUAGACAGCCUUGAGCAGACCAUUAAGCAGUUGGAAAGUACCAUCAAUGAUAUUGAGCCUACAUUGGUUUCGGAAGUCUCCUGCAAGGAGGAAUCGAAAGCUAAGAGAUUGUCCAGUGAUGCAGAACCGGAGGAGGGCAGUCCCACAAAAAAGCCAGCCCCACUGAAGCCCAAACCCCACAAGUCAUCUCUGCAAAAGAGAUCCAAAACACAGUCUCGAUCCUCCUCAAGCACCUCCACCUCCUCCAGUUCCUCCAGCAGUAAACAGAGCUCUGGGGACUCGCCUGCUUCGAGUCAGACUUCCUCACCCAAGUCUCGCCCGCAGCCAGCAGAGAGUGUGGAAAAACCUGGAAAACCUCAAAAGCUCCAGGACUCCCAGAGGCAAUUCCGUCAGGUGGUUUUACUGUAGGGCAGUGUUAAGGCGUGAAGACAGAUGGGAAAUGUCUUCGAGUAGUUUUAUUGAGGACACACAGGGAUCCAAUAUGACGAUCUCUGUUCCCAUACAAUUAAUCACAACCAGCUCCUUGUGCAUGUUUAUCAUUUACACAUAGGCACUUUCAAGACAGGCUUCUUUUUUUUUCUUUUUUUUUUAACCAACUCUUGCGCUCCCUGGGAAUCGAACCUGCGACCUUGCUGUUGUUCGCACUUUGCUCUACCAGUUGAGCUAUACAGAAAAACGGCAUGAUUCUUGUUAUCCAGCAGUCAAUCGUAAGAGCAAACACUAGGAACUACCGUGUUGGUUGGGGAGUGCCGGUUUAUAUUUCCACUUCUUUGGAUUAUGAAGAUACUUUGAAGAACCCCGUGUCCAAAUUCCUCCUUUUAUUCCUUCUUUUCUCUCUUUAAUGCUUAAUGUGUGAAACUGACUGUGAGAGAAAAGAAACAAAAGUAUGCCUUUUGUUACAAGAGUAAUAUUUUUGUUGGUAUUUUCAUAGAAUAUAUAUUUUCAAGUGUAUGUGUUAUAUCAUCCUACCUGACUUUCCAUGUCUUCCGGCGUCUUUGUUGGCAGGCUAACGGGAGUGCUAUGAAAGCUGGUGGGAAUAGUAAAGAUGCUUUCCUUGCUUUGCCUGCUUCUAAGAUCCCAGCUUUUAUACCUAGCUCAUGGAAACGUAGCUCAGGCCGUGCUGCUCGUUCUAGGCUGACUAACCAAACCUCUUCCUCUUCUUCUAAGUCCUCUAUCCCAUGUCUCAGUUUGAGCUGGCCCAGCUGUAGACCCGUCUCGCCCUCUCAGGGGCCAGAAGGUCAAAGCCUAACCCUCCCUCCACAGACUCAAAAUGGCCAGUCCUGCUCCUAUUCCUACUCAUCCUCCUCCUCCUCUGUCUCUCCGACCUCUACUUCCACUCCAUACCUCCUGUCUCCCCGUCAUGUGCUGGGGAGGUGGAGCUGUACACAUGGCCAGCUUCAGCAGCCGCAGGUCUCUGAAGGCCAGCAGGGAUCAAGCCACUAUCACACCAGCAUCCUUUACUGGGAACAUGGCAUGAGCUGUCCAUUUGUCUCUUUUGCUCAUUCUGUUUGCACUCAUUCUAGUGGUAUUUAAGGUGUAACAGAAAUACCGAUUUAGUUAUGCCGUGUAUUUGGGGUGGUGUUUUUGUCUGUGUGCACUUCCACUGAAAUCCAGAAGUGGUUCAGAAUCUAGAGCCGCAUAUUAUGGAUUUUGUUUCGGUAUAUGUGAGGGAUUAAGCUUGACAGUGUUGGCUUUUUAUUUUAUAGAAGUGCGUUUGUUUACUUACAUGAACUAUAUAUAAUAUGCAGUGCUGUUUUAGAGAAAGGAAAUUAAAUGAAUAUAUUAUAAUAUAGAGUGUUUUAUUUUUAAAUUUGCCGUAUAUUGUGGGAAAACAAAAGCUUCAUAAAAUCUUUUUUUUAUUUUAUUUUUUUUUUUAGGAUUUUCUUUAGGGCUUUUACAAAAAAAGAUAUAAAUAUAACUUACAAAAAAAAAAAAAAAAAAAAACAUUUUAGUGCAUAAAAGCUGUCAUUUAGGAAAUCAUUAUUUAAAUCAUUAUUCUAGACCUGACAUUUAUAAAUACUAUUCGAUAUCUCCAGAUCCAGAAGCAGACGACUGGGUCAACAAAGCAAAUUUGUAACUUUGUACACAUUAUCAGAUGUUCAUGCUUCUGUUGAAGAACAAGGUGCUCAAUGGAUCAUUUCAAAUCAUGCUUGAGAACGAUUAUCAGGUUUGACACCAACUUUAAGAGUUAUAAUUUUAUGUAAAACAUGGUGUAAUAAAUAUUAAAAAUGCAGUUUCACCAGAUGUUUCAGACUUUUGGAGCCCACUCUAUAUCUAUCAGAAAUGGUUUAACAGGUUUGCUGUGAUUGAUUUGACAUUUCGAAAUGGAUUUUUUGUUAGUUUUUUUUGCCACUGCACUGGCAGUUUUAACAAUAUGCAGUUUGUAGUGUUUUGCCAUAAAACCAAAGUUUUGUUUUUCAUUUAAAAACAAAGGUGUAUAUAGAGUAGUGUGUGAGUGAAUGAAUGACGUGCAAGCAUCGUAGUGGUUCUGAAGCCUAGUAUUUUUGUGUUCCUUUAUUCGUGUUCUCCUUCAAAUAGCUCAUGUCAAAUGCCAAACAAUAAAGUGAUUCACAUGCUAAAUAUUAUUCUCAAAAAUAUUGGCUGUGAAAAUAAUGUUUUAAAAUUGCAAAUUGUACUCCUAUGCAUGCUUUUAAGAUAUUUAACCAUGGAUACUGCAAAGGUAAAUGCUGUAAAUAUUACCUCUGAUUUUGUAAUCCUGUAUAAAUUGUACAUUGUUUGGAAGAAAAUGCUUGCCAGAGAUGUUUAUCAAAUAAAGGGCUUCCAGUGUAUUUGA